This is a messenger RNA of Toxotes jaculatrix (banded archerfish), 1126 nucleotides long. It is a transcript of the gene arl16, whose product is annotated as ADP-ribosylation factor-like 16. The transcript is spliced from 5 exons. The record is from RefSeq and is a predicted model, not a curated record. Gene Ontology annotation, molecular function: GTPase activity; GTP binding. Lineage: Eukaryota; Metazoa; Chordata; Actinopteri; Toxotidae. The coding region runs from base 23 to 586 and encodes 187 amino acids.
CUCGACUAAAUGCUAUCCAUAGAUGCUAACAUUGCUAUGCUCCUGCUGGAAAACAAAAAUGACCAGAAAUGAAACGUGUUUGUUGCUUGGAGCGACUGGCGUCGGCAAGACGUUAUUGCUGAAGCGUCUACAAAAGCUCAGUUUGCAUGGAUUAGAUGACCUGGGAACACCUCCUACUCUGCCUACAGUAGGAACCAAUCUGACAGACCUGACACUGAAGAAGAAGAAGGUCACAGUAAGAGAACUGGGAGGCUGCAUGGGCCCCAUAUGGCCCAGUUAUUUCAACGACUGCUCCUCUGUCAUUUUUAUGGUAGACUCAGCCAACAUCGCUCAGGUGUCCUCCUCCUGUAUGCAGCUGCUGUCCGUACUCUCUGCUGAGCCCCUGUGCAGUGCCUCCGUGCUUAUUCUCUUCAACAAGAGGGACAUGCCCUGCACUAUGAGUCUUAUAGAGAUGAAGUCACUGUUAAGAAUGGAUGACAUCAUUGAAUCUGCUACUCAGCCAAUCACAACACUGGAACUCAGUGCCCGCUCUGGACAGGGACUUCAGCAGGUGCUCAGCUGGCUUGAGUCUAGCACAGUCAAGUGAUCUAUCAUAUGUUUGUUCCUUAAAAAGCCAUGCUGCUAUUUAGGACUUUGAAUAAUGGUUUUAAGCCUUUUGGAAAGAGAUGUGACUAUCCUCAGUGAGCAAAGAUUGUUUGUACACCAUUUUUAAGAGGAUGUACUGGUGUGUUUAGUGUGGACUCACUGAAAAAAUAGCGAUGUGUUAAUGGCGAUGUAUUCAUGAUAUGAUGGCAAGAUGGUAUGGUUUUAAGGUUGGCUAUUUUAACAUUUGUUAAAUCAACACUGUAGGUCUAACUUGCAGUUAUCUAUGCUGGUCACUUUUAAUAGUUAAAUCCUUUGAAUUGCAGGGAUUCAUGACUGACUGUAGUGUGAUCAUAGGAUCAUGUCAUUGUAACAUUGGGGGAAACCUCAUGCGUCCCUAAAUAAGGAGAAAUCUCUGUCUGAAAUAAAAUAACUUCUUGCACUUCAGUUUUAAAAACUAAUCAAAUGUGAAGAACAAAUGUAAGACAGACUACUGUAAAGGAAUGCAGCAUAGUAGUUAUGACUUAUUACCAGCAGGGGGCAC